Messenger RNA from Vitrella brassicaformis, 6631 nucleotides. NCBI's taxonomy places the organism in Eukaryota, Vitrellaceae. The record is from the annotation of a GenBank genome assembly.
GCCUCUUUUGAACGGAUUUCGCUCGCGUGUGCAUCACUCUAUCGGACAGAAUGGUCAGUCGAGAGGGAGCGUCACGCACAGCAGAGGUGACUCGCUCAUCCAUGGUGGUGCAUGAGUGAUGUCGGUGCAGGCGGCUCAGUGGGGACGCCCCUACACCUCCUCUCAGUUCGCAGGCAAGCAGCUGACAGAAUCCCCGCAAACAAACGGCAAACAGGCUCGUUUGCUUGUCGUUGCUGCUUCAGAUGACGACCCCAUCGAGGAUCUGCCGGAAAUGCCGUCGUCGAGUGCCUCCUCCUACCAGCAGCAGCAGCAGCCGCAGCGUCACCUCGCCAACCCGUUCGGUCACAUCGCCACCCGACCCAACGCACACUGGUCCAAAGCAUCCUCACUCACGCGAGCAAGCAACACAAGCACCACUCGUGGGCAGCAGCAGGGGCACCAGGGGCACCGUCCAGGGGCGGCGAUGAGUCGCUACGGCCAGAGCAGCUACGGCAGCAGCGGCCCGUCGGCGCAGGCAGCCGCUCAGACGUCGCUCGUGUGCGUGUCGCAAGCUUUGCCGCCCAGGAUGAGCCACAUCUUCCCAUACUCACACUUCAAUGUCGUGCAGUCGGUCAGCCACAAAGAACACAUGGAUGGGCGCGGCGCAUGUGGGUGGGUGUGGGGGAUUGUGUGUGUGUUGUUCUUUCAUGCAGGAGUGUUUCAACGACGCGUUUGGGAGCGACAGCGAUCUGGUGGUGGCGGCGCCGACGGGCAGCGGCAAGACGGGCGUGUUGGAGCUGACGAUGCUCAGGCUCAUCCACACCAACCAAGACCAAUUCAACGGCGGCGUCGACGGUCAGCCCACCACACCAUCACACCACCCACGCAACGUGGACACCCCUGCACGUGUUUGUGUGUGUGUGUGUGUGUUCUGUGUGCAGUGCCCAAGAUGCUGUACAUCGCACCCAUCAAGGCCCUCUGCAGCGAGCGGAUGCAGGACUGGCAGCACAAAUUCGGCGGUGGGAUCACCAAUCCACUCUUUCGUCCAUCCGUGUCUGUGUCUGAUGUGUCUGUGUGUGGUGUGCUGCUGUGCUGAUGGACAGAGUUGUUGGGUCUGACUGUGUUUGAGGUGACGGGCGACACGGACGACAGCACCACAUCCUUCAUGGUGCGUGGCAAAACAUGCAUGCACAUACACAAAUGCACGCAGACGCAGAUGGUCCAUCCAUCCAUUCAUUCUUGUGUCGUGUGUGUGUGUGUGUGUGUGUGUGCAGAAUAACCUCUACAUGGCCCAUCUGCUCAUCUGCACCCCCGAGAAGUGGGAUUUCGUCUCACGCAAGACGCCAGACAUCAUCAGCCACAUCAGGUGGGUGCCCCACGACACACAAAAGACGCACACACACGCCUUUCUGCACUUGUAUGUGUUCUUUGUGUGCACUAAGGUUGGUGUGCAUCGACGAGGUGCAUCUGCUGGGCAGCAAAAGGGGUCCCUGCCUUGAGGCCGUCGUCGCCAGACACAUGAUUCAAGCAAAGCCGAGGUAUGUGUGAUAUCAACACACCACACCACACCAUACACCCCCAGCACCCUCCUCCUCUGUUUUGUUCGGCAGACUCGUCGCUGUGUCUGCAACUGGUCGCGGACACAAUGCGCACACACCAACAACACGCACACCUGUGUGUCUGUCUGUCUGUCUGUCUUGCCGUCAGUGCCCAAUCUUGAUGACGUGGCGUCGUGGCUGGGGUGUGGUGCGGACCCGGGGGCCACGAUGCGCCGCUUCGACGCCACAUACCGACCAGUGCCGCUGCAGCACAUCGUCUAUGGUACGUGCACUUACCGUACUCCCCCUGAACACACGCGAUGGAUGCAGCCCCCCACCCCUGUCCUGUCACACCAGGCUACCCACCGGCCAAAGACAACAACGGCUUCCUGUUCGAGAGAGGACUCAACCAACACGGUAUCCUACUCACGACAACACACGCCGGCAGGCAGGCACUCAGAGGCAGGCAUCUCCCUCUCACCCGUGUGUCUGUGUGCCGGAUGUGUGCUGUGUUGAUGUCAUGUGUGUCAGUGCCUGAGUUGAUCCGUCGGCAUUCGUCAGGCCGGCCGUGUUUAGUCUUCUGCGUCACCAAGAAGGGCUGCGAGCAGACGGCCGCGGCCAUCAGAGACAGCGGCCUGCAGCUGGUGCAGAACGACCACCACCGACACGCCGCCGCACAACUCGCCUCACAGCUGCCAGAGAGCAUCCGCAAAUGUGCGCACGGGGGCAAGGAGGCAGGCAGGGGACAUGCUAGAGCCCGCUCUGUGUGCAUGUGCAUGUGUGUGUGUGGUCCAUCUCAUCUGCAGAUGUGUCUGCGGGAGUCGGGGUGCACAACAGCGGGCUCAAGCCAGAGGAGCGUCGCGUGAUUGAGGACGGCUUCGUGCAGGGCACCCUCCGAGUGCUGUGCACCACCACCACACUCGCACAGGGCGUCAACCUUCCCGCCCACCUGGUCAUCGUCAAGUCCACUCUCGCAUACAAGGGCGCCGGCUAUGUGUAAGCAACGACCGAACACCAACACCCACUUCCCCCUGCCCUUUUGUGCUAUGCAGUGACUACGAUGACCUUGAGAUGCUGCAGAUGAUCGGCAGGGCGGGACGGCCGUGAGUGUGUGUGUGGGGGGGGGGGGCGGGGGGAUGAGGAUGUGUGGGCACAUGCAUUGUGUGUUGUGGGUGUGUGGUGUGGGUGUGUGGGUAUCCAGUCAGUUCGACGACAAGGGCGUGGCGGUCAUCAUGUGUCCGAACAACAGCAAGGCCAAGUGGGAGAGGAUGGUCCAGGGCAACGUCCUGCUCGAGUCGUCGCUGGCCUCCAACCUCAUCGAAUACACCAACACAGGUCGGAUCUCCCACACACACAUCCGUCCUGCGUGUGGAUCGGUGUGUGUGUGUGUCAGAGAUCCAUCUGCGCACCAUUGAUUCGUACGAGACGGCCAAACAGUGGAUCCGCACCACGUUCCUCUACGUCAGAGCCAAGCGACAGCCGCAAAAGUACAGCCAACCCACGCAGACCAACAACCACACACACACACACACGUCAUCACCUGUUCCUCCGCCCCGCUCUCAACACGCAUGCACAUCUUGUCAACCAGGUAUGAGAUGCGCUCGCCAAUCGACCCGGCGAUCGACGCCAAAGUCAACGAAACCAUCGAACAGGUCACUUACACAAACACCACCCCAGACGCACAUCCACGACGUCAGUCACCUCGCCUGUGUGUCGGGUAUGCAGUUGCAUGAGGUCGGGAUGAUUUUGGUGGAUGAGGCGAGCGGGGCCAUCAGCAGCACGGCACUCGGCAGCGUCAUGGCAAAGCACAGCAUCAAGUUCGAGACCAUGAAGAACUUCAUCCAGAUCGACCCGAGGGAGGUCGAGGCCAACUCUCCAAAGGUCGAGAAGGGGCUACUCGAAGCCAUCAGCCAAGCCACAGAGUUCCUGGUAGCCCCACCACGACCCACACCCACAUACCCAACACACACACCUUGGUCGCUGUCCUGUGUGUGUGUGUGUGUGUGUUCAGGAUUUUCCCCCCAAGCAGGACCAGCGCAAACCCCUCCGCACACUCGCCACCAACUGCAGGUCCAUACACAGGCAGACCGCUCUCACUCCCCGCUCACCCCGACUGUGUGUCUGUGGUGGUGUGGGUGUGCAGGUAUCCGUUGAAGAAUCAGGCCAUCGGUGAUGCGCACAAGAAGGCGUUCGUCAUGCUCCAAUGCGCACUCGAGCACACCAAGGUCAGCACAACCAAAUACACACACACACAUGAAUCAUCUUACUGAUGGGUAUGUGCGUGUGGAUGCGACCUUGGUGUGUGCAGACGAAUCAGUGGGAGCUGUCGGCGCAGUUCGAUCAGAUACGUCGGCUGGCCGAGCGACUCUCCACGGUGGUCGAGACGGUUCUCACUGAAAAACCGUACAACGGGGUGGCGCUGGCGGAGGCAAUAAAGGUCGAGAGGGCUCUCAAAUGCAAGAUCUGGUCAGCCACCCACCCACACACGCGCACAUAUAGAAAUGGGCGACGAGUCAUUGAGUGAGUGCAUCAAGUGCCCCCCCUGUGUGUGUGUGUGCAGGAACGACUCCCGCGACCUUCAGCUGACACAGCUCGACGGCAUCGGGUUGGCCUCCCACCCCCCCACACACAUUCACGCCUUCACGCCGCCACACCACACCUGCCCGUCCCUCGUGUGGAUGUCUGCAGUGACGGUUUUGCCGCCAAGCUGCACGGCCACCGUGUGUCGACGCUCGACCAGCUGGCCCGAUGCGACUCGUCCAAGCUCAGCAUGAUGCGUGAGGGCCAGCACACACACACACAUACACACACACACAUACACACACACCGAUGAGGCGUGUCGCGAUUCCAUAUAGGUGAGGGCCAAUUGUCCCUGCAGCGACUGACUGAGUGGAGCAGGACGGCCGCCAGCAUCCCCCGAUACGAGGUCACCAUCGAGGUCCAGCAGCAGGGCCGCACCGCACUGGUCACACUCGAGCCAAUGGACGUCAUGGUACGCACCAGGAGAGAGGGGCUGUGGGGCACCCCAAUCAAUGCAUGUAUGUGUUGUGUGUGUCGUUCGUAUGUGUGUGUAGCCAUCGUGGCAGACGGUGGCAGGCUUUGAGCCGCAGAGGGCCACCUACCACCUGCUGCUGUACUCGGACGAGCGCCAGCUGAUCUUCAAUCGCAAGAUCGCCGUCAACGCCGCCAACUACGGCCAGCCCCUGACCUUCACCGCCGCGCUGCCCACGCCCGUCGGCCAGAGUGGGUGCAUCUUUGGACAACUCAUCUGCAGAGAAUACAUCGGAAUCGGUCCGUCACACACACACACACACACACUCUCCCAGACUGCAAACAUGUAUGCAUGGAUGGAUUGGUUCAGAUCGUGCUUUUUCGUGGCCCAAGGGUCUGACGAGUUCGUCGCUCGUGCAGCUGGAGCCGACCGCCCAGGCCAAACCCAAAGCCAAGAGCAGCAAGAAGAGAAACAACAACGACGUAACCACACACAUACACACACAUCCACAGACAGAGAGGCGUGUGCAUGUGUCGGCAUGUGUUCGCCUGUGUGUGUGCAGUCCAAGUCGGCGGCUGGUCGCCCUGCCAAGCUGCAGCGCACGCUGAGUCCCUAUCAGCAGCAGGCGGCAGCUGCACCUGGCGGCACCACGGGCAGCGGAUGGAUCACAAAGAAGGCGCCGCCCAAACCCAAAGCCAACAUCGCCACGCAAAGCAUGAACAACACCAGUACCAACACAGGUGUGUAUCCACACAAGACACCUGUCGUCAUGCAGCGGCCCUCGCCAUGUGCACUUGUGUGUAGAUUUCUCCGGUGCAGCGGCUGCUGGUGGGGCUGGUGGUGGUGGCAUUGCGUCUGGCCAGGGCAUCGACAGUAUGGCCACCUGGCGGUCAUUGUCCCGCAAGCACAACAUGUCCAGCGGGUCGACGGGCAGACUCACGCCCCACGACACACCGAAUGCCAUGACCACGACGGCCAGCGACCAGCAGCCAGCAGAGCCCCCCACGCAGCCGUCGACCGCCAACAUCGCACGUGUGUCCCCGGGCGUGCCCAGGCCAUUGAACAGACCAUCCGUACGCAAAGACGGAUCCCACACUUGAUUGAUUCAUGUGGUGGAUAUGGCUCAUGCCUGCCUGUGUUUUGGUGUGUUGUGGUGUGUUGCGUCUUGCAGAUAUCUCCCCGUUUCCCUCGUUCUGGUGCUGGUGCUGGUGUCAGUCGUCCGGUGCCUCGCCCGCCGCCCGUCAAUCGUAACCCCAACGCACCCGUCAUGAUGCCUCCCCGCCCCCCUGCCCAGCCGCCCUUCCCACACAAUGUCGCCAGGCCGUUCGUGAGACCCCCGCCGCCCACUUACGGUGUCGCCAGGCCGUUCGUCAGACCCCCACCGCACAGACCGGUGCGCCACCAAGACACGCAUACAUGGAUGGACUGAUACCGGCUGGCAUCGUGUGUGUGGGGUGUCGGGGUAUGUGUGUCAGGUGUGUGCGCCUGCUGCUCGUCCUCGUUGCGUGUCUGUGUCUGCGUCGAGUCGGUUCGGCCCGCCCGCCCCCCAUCAGAAUCAUAAUGCCCCCAUGCACAUGAGCACCACCACGACUACCACCACCACCACCAGCACUCGCAGCAGCUACGCUGCCUAUGCCAUGCCGCAGAGCUACAACCCGGUGAUGCACCAGCCGGCGGCCAGCCAGCCAUUCGACCCGUACGAUGACGACAACACAGAGAUGGACACGGGCAUCGACACCCACACCCACACGGCCGACGACAUGAUGACGCAGCAGCCGCAGCCGGGUGUGAGCGGUGUGGGCGGCGGCAUGGGGAUGGGUGUGGGUCUCGGCGUGGGAGCUGAGCAUCAGGGCGGUACAGCGGACAUGGCCAUGUCCCAGUGUGAUCAGCUCUUCACAGAUAUCUGGGAGUGACUGACAUGUGAAGGACACAAGAAGAAACAGCCAACAGCCAUGCAGACAGACAGACUCAGAUGGACACAUGGAUGAUCGAAUGAAUGCUGUCAGUGGUCCAAGUGAGAUGGAUGGAUGUAUGGAUGAGUGAGUGAGUUGAUGGCUGAUCGAUCGCAUAUACUCGAUGGAUGGACAUUCGCAGACACAGACAGACACUGAUUAACGUCGCA